Molecule: messenger RNA, 3858 nt
Organism: Pteropus alecto (black flying fox)
Lineage: Eukaryota; Metazoa; Chordata; Mammalia; Chiroptera; Pteropodidae
Gene: FARP2
Product: FERM, ARH/RhoGEF and pleckstrin domain protein 2
Exons: 25
Coding region: 28-3531 (1167 amino acids)
Cellular component (GO): cytoskeleton
Molecular function (GO): cytoskeletal protein binding; guanyl-nucleotide exchange factor activity
Source: RefSeq, a predicted model, not a curated record
CUGUUCUUCGCUCUUAGCUGCUGACGAAUGGGGGAGAUCGAAGGGACAUACAGAGUCCUGCAGACCCCAGGGACCCGUCUGGGCGCCCAGACCGCGGGGGGAGUGAGCACCCUCGAGCCUCUACAGACUCUCAGGGCGGUGACAGGGACCUCGGCCAGGAUGCAGGAGAAGCACCUCCACAUCAGAGUGAAGCUGCUGGACAACACCGUGGAGAUGUUUGACAUUGAGCCUAAAUGCGACGGCCAGAUAUUGCUGACACAAGUGUGGAAGCGCUUGAAUCUGAUCGAGUGUGACUACUUCGGGCUGGAGUUUCAGAAUGCCCCGUCCUGCUGGAUUUGGCUCGAACCUAUGAAACCCAUCAUUAGGCAAGUACGAAAGCCGAAGAAUGCCGUGCUUCGCCUAGCAGUGAAGUUUUUCCCACCUGACCCAGGCCAGCUGCAAGAAGAAUAUACACGGUACUUGUUUGCCUUGCAACUUAAGAGAGACCUCCUGGAAGAGCGCCUGACCUGCACGGACGCCACGGCGGCACUCCUCGUGUCCCACCUUCUGCAGUCGGAAAUAGGAGAUUAUGACGAGAGCCUGGAUCGCGAGCACCUCAAAGCCAACGAGUACCUGCCCCGCCAGGCGCCCUCUCUGGAGAAGAUCCUGGAAUUCCAUCGGACGCACACGGGCCAGACGCCUGCCGAGUCCGACUUCCAGGUGCUGGACAUCGCCCGCAAGUUGGAGAUGUACGGCAUCAGGCUUCACCAGGCUUCCGACAGGGAGGGGGCCAAGAUCAGCUUGGCGGUUUCCCACACAGGUGUCCUUGUGUUCCAGAGCACCGCCAAAAUCAACACGUUCAACUGGUCCCGGGUCCGUAAACUCAGCUUCAAGAGGAAAAGAUUUCUUAUCAAACUGCACCCAGAGGUCCACGGACCUUACCAGGACACACUGGAAUUCUUGUUGGGCAGUAGAGAUGAAUGUAAGAACUUCUGGAAGAUCUGUGUGGAGUAUCACACCUUCUUUAGGCUUUUUGACCAACCUAAGCCGAAAGCCAAAGCCGUCUUCUUCAGCAGGGGCUCGUCCUUCAGAUACAGUGGAAGAACUCAGAAGCAGCUCGUAGAUCACGUCAAAGACGGUGGGAUGAGGAGGGUUCCAUAUGAGAGAAGACACAGCAGGACUCAGAUGUCCGCCCGUGCCCUGACCACGGACUUGCCAAAGCAGAGCGUCUCCUUCACCGAGGGUGUGACGACAGCCGUGUCCCCAUCUUCAGCAGAUGCCUCCGUCUAUUCGGCCCCUCCAUCCCCGCUGGCCCCUGCCAGCCCACCCAGUUUCGAGGACAGUGGCAGCUCCCCAACGGAGCCCCAGGCUCCCCGCUUCCAGAGGCCCGCGGCAGAGCGGGGCGGCCGAGCGCUGGAAGGCCUCGACACAGGACAGGCACCGCCCCGCGGGCACCCUGCGCUCCAGCCUCGUCAAGGCCUCUCUGUGGACAGUCCUCAGCCUUCUCCCUCCGCCCGGAAGAGCCCACUGAGCCUGAGCCCUGCGUUUCAGGUGGCUCUGGGCCCUGCUGAGCGGGGCUCGUCCCCACUCCUGAGCCCUGUCCUUAGCGACGCCGGCCAAGCCAGGACCGAUGACGAGGAGGAACCGAAACACAAGUGGCCGGGAGCGGACGAGGCCUAUUUCAUAGCGAAGGAGAUUCUCGCCACAGAGCGAACAUACCUGAAGGAUUUGGAAGUUAUUACUGUGUGGUUCCGCAGCGCGGCGGUCCAGGAGGACGCCCUGCCCGCGGGCCUGAGCUCCCUGCUCUUCUCCAGCAUCGACCCCAUCUACGAGCUGCACAGCGGCUUCCUGCGAGAGCUGGAGCAGCGGCUGGCGCUCUGGGAACGGCCUUCCGGAGCCACAGGCAGUCGUCAGCGGAUCGGGGACGUGCUGCUCAGGAACAUGCGUCAGCUGAAGCAGUUCACUGGCCACUUCCAAAGGCACGACGAGGUCCUGAUGGAGCUGGAAAAGGCAGCCAAGCGCGUUAAGAAGCUGGAGGCGGUGUACAAAGAGUUCGAGCUCCAGAAAGUCUGCUACUUGCCUCUCAGCUCCUUCUUACUGAAGCCCACCCAGCGACUGCUGCAUUACCGCCGGCUGCUGGGCCGGCUGUGUGGGCACUACGCGCCCGGGCACCCGGACUUCGCCGACUGCCGUGAGUGGUGGCCCGCCUCCCCCGCCCCCACCCCGGGUGCCUGCACUGAGGGGCCUCUUCACACAGAUGCCCUCACGGUUAUCACGGAGAUGACCGCCAUGCUCCGACACAGCCUGGUGCGGCUGGAGAACCUGCAGAAGCUGACAGAGCUGCAGCGGGACCUGGUCGGCGUGGAGAGCCUCAUCGCCCCGGGCCGGGAGUUCAUCCGCGAGGGCUGCCUGCACAAGCUCACCAAGAAAGGCCUGCAGCAGAGGAUGUUCUUCCUGUUCUCAGACAUGCUGCUGUACACGAGCAGAGGCGUCUCGGGGACCAGCCGCUUCCGGACCCGGGGUCUCCUUCCGCUCCGCGGCAUGCUGCUAAUAGUGCUGGACCCACCGGUGAGUAGUCGGGUGCCCUGUGGCCCACCGCCCGCCCGCCUGGGUGGCAGGCGCCGUGGCGUGGGGACUCUUCGUGCCUCCCGUAGCCCCCGUAGUCAGCGUAGACUUGGCCAGCGCAGAGCUCCCGCGCCACUGCGUUCGGCCAGCCCUGCUACACUCUACACUCCCACCCCUGCCUGCCCGCAGGUGGAAGCCAGCGAGGACGCGCGGUCUGUCCCACACUGCUUCACCAUUUACGCGGCUCCGAAGACCAUCGUGGUGGCAGCCAGCUCUCAACUAGAGAAGGAGAAGUGGAUGCAGGACCUGGACUCCGCCAUCGAAGCGGCCAAGGGCGGUGGCGCCACGCCCCUGGAGCUGCCAGGCAGCGUGGUGUGCACCCCGCCCCGCAGAUCCUCCGACGAGGUCCCUCUGGAGCAGGAGCUAGCCCAUGCUCACAGCACCCGCAGCCCCCCGGAGGGGCAGAGCACGCUCCGGGCCAACAGCACGGCGCACGUGUGCUGGUGCCGGAGCACCAGCGUCUCCAGAGCCGACCACAGUGCGGCUGUUGAGAACCAGCUCUCAGGGUAUCUGCUGAGAAAGUUCAAAAACAGUAAUGGAUGGCAGAAGCUCUGGGUGGUCUUCACCAAUUUCUGUUUGUUCUUCUACAAGACUCAUCAGGUAGGGAGCGCCCCUGGGGUGGGCCGUCUCACCCUGCUGCUGGGUGAGGGGAGGGUAGCUGGCUGGCAGGGCCGCACCCACAGACGUGCCUGUGCCGCCUUCCAGGACGACCACCCCCUGGCCAGCCUCCCGCUGCUGGGCUACCGCGUGAGUGUGCCCCAGGAGGCCGAUGGCAUCCUCAAGGAGCACGUCUUCAAGCUGCAGUUCAAGUCGCACGUCUACUUCUUCCGGGCCGAGAGCAAAUACACCUUCGGGAGGUGGAUGGAGGUGAUUGAGAGCGCCAGCAGCUCACCUGGGAGGGCCGGGCCCCCCGAGGAGGAGGCAUGAAGCCCACGCUGCCCGGUGAGGAAGGAAACGAGGAAGUAGAACACGGUCAGCACACGCCCCGUGGCUGCCUGCCCUGAGUCUUCCCGACAACGGACCAGCAGUGUGGCCGGCAUCACAGCGACACCUGGGUCCCCCUCGAGACCCAAUGCACCCCUUGGGCCUCUAGGGCCCUGGACAGAACACGCACACGAGUGGAAACACCGGCCCGGCUCCGGUGUGACCAAAGUGGACCGCCUGCCCUCUUCCUCCUCAGAGCAGGCCCUGCCGAGGGUUGGUUUUGGACGGGAACCGGGGUGGCCCAGCUGCCUUGUCCUUCAGUCUAGGUCG